CCAAACCAAGCAAAGCAAUCAGCACGCAGCGAGAGCCAUCCUAUAUAAAAUGCACCCCAUGGCCGAAGAUCAAUCAAUCAAUCCAUCCACACUAGACAGCAUCCAGAGCAACAGUUUUCUAACCUCCCGUCUGAUUCGUGUGUUUUCCGAUCGGUUGCCAAUGGCGGACAUAGCGAUGCUGGUGGCCGACGAGGCGUUCGAGAGGAGGCUGCAGCGAGGGUCGCCCUUCGCCGGCGCCGGCGAGGAGGCGUCCAAGGGCAGGGAGAACUUCGGGGCCGUGAACAAGGUGUGGGCCUCAUGGGCGUCGGGGGUCAAGGUGCGCGUCGCGCUGCUCGUCGAGGCCGACGUGGCCGAGCCCAAGACCCCGGUCGCCAUGGCAGCUUUCGACGGCUUCUUCUCUGCUUGAUUGGUUCUAUUCUUCUUUCUCGUGAAAAAAAUUGAGUUCAUUUGGAGGAGUUUUAUCUCCACUCCUCCUCCCCUGAGUCAAUGUCAGUUUGACUUGUCACUUGUACAUAACCAUGUGCUUUACUGAUUUGCGACUAGAAAGUAGUAUAUAUUUGUACUCCA
Hordeum vulgare subsp. vulgare (domesticated barley) is the source of this 567-nucleotide messenger RNA. RefSeq lists its product as uncharacterized. The transcript has a single exon. The record is from RefSeq and is a predicted model, not a curated record. Bases 50 to 406 code for a protein of 118 amino acids. Lineage: Eukaryota; Viridiplantae; Streptophyta; Magnoliopsida; Poales; Poaceae.